AUGCCUGAACCUAAAGCUGCUCCUGCUCCUGCUCCUAAGAAGGGCUCUAAGAAAGCCGUUUCUAAGAGCCAGGCGAAGGGAGGAAAGAAACGCAGAAAGUCCAGGAAGGAAAGUUAUUCCAUCUAUGUGUACAAGGUACUGAAGCAAGUUCAUCCCGAUACGGGCAUUUCUUCAAAGGCAAUGGGAAUCAUGAAUUCGUUUGUGAACGACAUCUUCGAGCGCAUUGCCGGAGAGUCUUCUCGGUUGGCUCAUUAUAACAAGCGCUCCACUAUUUCUUCCCGGGAGAUCCAAACUGCUGUGAGGCUCCUGUUACCUGGAGAGUUGGCCAAGCACGCUGUGUCCGAGGGCACCAAAGCAGUUACUAAGUAUACCAGCUCUAAGUAAACUGCCCGAUUUCUGCUUAAAACCAACGGCUCUUUUCGGAGCCACCCACAUUUUCUC
Messenger RNA from Polypterus senegalus (gray bichir), 441 nucleotides. Its product is annotated as histone H2B 5-like. The transcript has a single exon. Gene Ontology annotation, molecular function: protein heterodimerization activity; structural constituent of chromatin; DNA binding. The record is from RefSeq and is a predicted model, not a curated record. The coding region runs from base 1 to 384 and encodes 127 amino acids. Gene Ontology annotation, cellular component: nucleosome. NCBI's taxonomy places the organism in Eukaryota, Metazoa, Chordata, Cladistia, Polypteriformes, Polypteridae.